Molecule: messenger RNA, 5484 nt
Organism: Lates calcarifer (barramundi perch)
Lineage: Eukaryota; Metazoa; Chordata; Actinopteri; Centropomidae
Gene: lingo3a
Product: leucine rich repeat and Ig domain containing 3a
Exons: 2
Coding region: 665-2497 (610 amino acids)
Cellular component (GO): plasma membrane
Molecular function (GO): protein binding
Source: RefSeq, a predicted model, not a curated record
GAGGGAGAGAGAAUGAGAGAAAGAGAGAGAGAGAGGCAACAGCGCAGAUGAGCCCCAAUGAGCAGCCAGGUCCUCUUUCAAACACACACACACACACACGUUGACACACACUACGCUCCACAUCCCACACACACACACACACAAAUGCCAGGACACUCGUGCAAUCCAAUAACGAGAGCACCAUCAGUUCGAGCUGCCUGCCGCUGCCGGUGGCAGCCCUCACCGCCUCUCAGAGACACAAAGCUGGGAGCCCGCUGGGAGAGGAGCUCCUGCUGCCUUCAUAACAUAAAGGAGGAGAGAGGGGAGAGCUGGAGACUUUGUUUUAGGACGCGGUAGAUAAUUCAGCGGCAGCGCUGGGAAGAGAAGAGGCAGAGGGGAAGGAAGGUGAGUGAAUGCAGUCCAGCCCAGCUGCUGUUGCUGCUGCUGUCUUCGCUGCUGGGGGAGGAGGAGGAAAAGGAGGAGGAGGAGGAAGCUCAGAGUCUGGAGAGGCUGGAGGAGCAGAAUUAUCCUGCACAGAUCCAGCCAGAGCAGACGGCCAGCAGUGAUCCAAGCACCUACAGGCUUGCAGAUGUGGAAGGAGCGCUGUGCGAGUUCUUGUCCUGGGUGUCUGGCCCAGUGAUUCAACCCCAGACAGGAGGAGGAGGAAGCUGCGGAAAGGACGGCCAUGGGGGUGAGUCUGGGCCCAGAUGUAGGCUGGCUCCUGCCUUUCCUGUUCUUGCUACUGAUGAUCAUGCUGUCACCUGCUCAGAGCCAAGGAUGUCCCCAACGUUGUGAGUGCAUUCCAAAGCUCAAGACUGUGUCCUGUUACGGUAAACGCCUGUCUGCUCUGCCAGACGGCAUCCCACUGGACACCAAGAUCCUGGAUCUAAGUGGGAAUAAACUUCGCUGGGUCGAGCAUGGUGACUUGCUUCCAUAUCCGCGUCUUGAAAAGCUGGACCUGAGUGAGAACAUGAUUAGCGUCUUGGAACCAAAUGCUUUUUCUAGCCUCCAGAACUUGCAGUUGCUUUCACUGAGGGGUAAUCAGUUGAAACUAGUCCCCAUGGGGGCUUUCUCACGUCUCUCCAACCUAACUUCACUGGACCUCAGUGGGAAUAAGAUUGUGAUUCUUUUGGACUUUACUUUCCAAGACCUUAAAAGUCUAAAAAACCUGGAAGUCGGAGACAAUGAUCUGGUUUAUAUCUCCAACAAGGCCUUCCUGGGUUUAGUGGGGCUGAGGGAGCUGACCAUUGAGAGAUGCAACCUGACUUCUGUGUCCAGCCAAUCUUUGUCUUACCUGCAUAACCUGGUGACUCUGCGGCUCCGCUACCUCAGCAUCUCUGCCCUAGAGGACCAGAACUUCCGGAAGCUGGGAAACCUGAGGGGGCUCGAGAUCGAUCACUGGCCCUUUUUGGAGUACAUUUCCCCUCAUAGCCUGCAGGGUCUUAACUUGUCAUGGCUGUCUAUUACGCACACCAACAUCACCUCUGUGCCGACCUCCGCCCUGCGCAGUCUGGCUCACCUCACCAGCCUCAACCUCUCCUACAACCCCAUCUCUGUGUUAGAGUCCUGGGCGCUGCGGGACCUUGUUAGGCUGAAGGAGCUGCAUCUGGUCAACACUAACUUGGCAGUAGUGCAGCCAUAUGCGUUGGGUGGUCUACGGCAAAUCCGCCUUCUUAACUUCUCCACUAACAACCUGGUGACCCUGGAGGAGGGAGCCUUUCAAUCUGUCAACACUCUGGAGACGCUGCGUUUGGAUGGAAACCCUCUGGCCUGCGACUGCCGCUUGCUCUGGAUCCUUCAGCGCAGGAAGACCCUCAAUUUUGACGGUGCCUCCCCAGUGUGUAUGAUGCCUGUUGAGGUGCAAGGGCGGGCUCUUAACGCUUUCUCUGACUCAGCUCUCUUUGACCACUUCACUUGCCAGAAGCCCAAAAUCCGCAACAGGAAACUGCAGCAGAUAUCUGCCCGUGAGGGGCAGGUCGUGUCAUUCAUUUGCAGAGCAGAGGGUGAACCAACGCCAGUGAUAUUCUGGAUCUCUCCUCAGCGCCGCCGCAUCACCACAAAGAGCAGCGGCCGCUUAACUGUUCUACCAGAAGGCACACUAGAAAUACGAUAUGCCCAGGUAACAGAUAGUGGAACUUACAUCUGUAUAGCCAGCAAUGCUGGUGGAAAUGACACCUAUUUUGCCACACUUACAGUUAGUGGGCUGCCGCUAGAUGCAGCCCUCAUGGCCAACCGUACUUACUAUGCUGGGGACCUUAAUGACACAAAUCUAAAUGAUACUAGAGUCUUCUUGAAGUUUACUCUGGACCUCAAGACCAUCCUCAUAUCCACAGCUAUGGGCUGCAUCAUGUUCCUGGGUGUAGUCCUGUUCUGUUUCAUUCUGCUGUUUGUGUGGAGUCGAGGGCGAGGGCAGCACAAGAACAAUUUCUCAGUGGAAUAUUCCUUCAGAAAAGUGGAUGGACCCGCUGCCAGCGGAGGACAGGGUGGGGCACGCAAGUUCAACAUGAAAAUGAUUUGACUACUUUGGUCUGUUUUUCAUAUUCUUAGUAUUUUUUCCCUGAUACUGUUUACAAGCAGUCUCAAGUAAGGACGUAACAACAUUAGAAUGGGCAUCUGUGCUCGCAAGACAUUAGAAUCUGUUAUUUAUAGGACAUUUUACUGAGUCAAGGUUUUGUUAUUGAAGCAUGACUCGAUGUAUGGGAAAAAGGUGUGGAUUUGAUAUUCUGUAUUUCUACUGCUCUUUAUUGUGUGUUCCACAUUAUUGUGCAGAGGGAGAUCUGGAUUAUAUUUAAAGAUGUCUCAAAAUCUUGAAUAGACUGUUAAAAGACCAAGUAACAAAAGCGCUCAGUCCCCCCCAGUCUUUAACCUCUACAAAGCUCUUGCCAACUCCAUCUUUCUUCCCUACAAGGAUCUCUGUCCUCUUAAUCUUGAAAGGAUUUCACCUCUCUGCUCCAUCUGAGGUGAUUUGAGCUCUCUAUCUCCAAACUCAUGAAUACACAAUAACAGGGUGGUGCUCAAUGAAUGCCAAGGACUUGCCAAUAUGUAUUUGAAUAGUUCAAGCUAUAUACUGCGUAUUUAAACUCAUCUACAGUCAGGACUUUAGAGCACUGCUAUGUCAUAAAUAUAGAGGCUCUGCUUUUUUGCUGAUGAUGGGUUUGUACAGAAUACAUUAGAUAUCAAGAGUCUACACUCUGCAACACUGCCAAUUUGACCGUAAAGCACCAACUAUGUAAUAACACUGUCAAUGCAAAGCCAUGGUAGAGAGAAGUCACUUCUCAUUGGAUUUGUCAAAGAUGUAGAAAACAAACUACAGGUUAAGCUACAAUUACAUGACUCAUGCACAGUUGUGUGGUGACAAAUCAGUACAUGCAGAUGCACACUUACAAGUUAGGUUUUCCACUGUCUCUUUAGUAGAUGCACUGUACAAGACUCUUACCCUCUUAAACUGAACAUCCUGUGUAAAGAUGGCCGCAUGUACAAAGUUGUCUUCUUACUUUGAACAAUGUGUAUUAUUUGUAUAUGAAACAUUUGGUGGGGUGUGUUCAUCCCAAAGUUGAAUAGAUCAUACUGUAUAGAUAGGAUAUAUACUGUAUAAGAUGUAUUAUAUAUUUUGUAAUCAUUGACAUCCUUGUGGUUGUUUAUAGUAAUGUCGAGUGAUCAGAUUUUACUGUUCUACUGUAAUUCUACUGUCAAAGUCUCUUUUUCAAAUAAGUGAUAUCCAGUCCAGUUAUAAACAAAACUUUUACAGUUUCACUGCAUCAUAUCAUCAGUUAAAGACUUGCCUGCUUGCUUCCCUGAGUUCACACAGCAAAUCAUGAAGGGCAUUUAUGUCAGGCUUUAGUUCACCUGCCUAUUUCUGGCUGUAUAAGUGACAGUGGGGAGGCUUGGCUGACCAGCAGGGGAAGGAGUUGUAAGUGGGUUUUCAUCGGGACCUCGAUCUGUUUGAGACACGUGGGGGGAAAAUGCUAAUGUGAUAAAGACCUUGCAGAUUGGAACAAAGGUCAUAAUGAAACUGAGUCAGAGAGGACAAGGAGUUGAGGCAUUCUAGGGAUGACACUGUCACAACAAAGGGCUGGAUGCUAGCUGGUAACAAUACAUGCCACGUGUACUGUAAGACAGGUGUGCAACAUUUUGUAAAAGUUUGGAGAAGUGGGUUCUGAAGGAAAUUUCAAUAUGCAGGAUUAAGAUGUAAUUAUUUAAUUUGGGAUCAAAAAAUUGUGUUUUACUAUAACAAAGAGUGUUUCUAUAUUCCCUCAUAUAACAAGCAUAAUUGUCUAUUCAUAUGCUGAUGAAUACAAUUUGUAUUUGAGAAUGUAAUACAAUGUUGUUGUUUAUUUUUGUUCUUUCACAUGAAUUUGCAGUCAUGUCAACUGAAAACGACAUUCAUGCAAAUGUGUCGGUUUUGGGGCCUUGUACAACAUCUGUGGUAGUUUCCAUACCACACUACACUAUAUAUUAAAAUCCAGAAACUAGAGGCACUAAAUCCAGUUUCCAUCCAGUGAGAAAACAAGUGACUUGUUUUUACCAGUUACACUGCAUGGUGUAUCUCUUGAUCUGUGGGUCCAUCCCUGAGAACCAGUACCACCAGUUGAGACAUCAGCCCUUCCUGUUUGGCUUCAACUACUUCAUUUUUAACUGUGUUACUCUGCUGCACUCUGUUGGCUGUAGAUGGCAUUGAAUUCUACUCUGUGGCCUCAUCAACUGUAAGACUCAACAGUAAACAGUUUAUUCCAUUUCCCUAAAGGCAAUUAUGGAAUUGAUGGAGGGCUGACCUGGAUCCAGUAGUACUGGAAGUGGAAUGAAUUUCGUGUUACAACUAAUAUAACAUUCCUCACGCAGCAAAGCCUCCCCCUCUACUUCUUCUGCCGCUUAUAACGUGUGGUUGAAACUGGAAAAAUAAUCGAGCGUCAUCCCAUGUUACAUCAUUUAGUGUUCACCCAUAUAUACUGUACAACUAAUUUUACAAACACAACAUUUAAUAAUGAACUGUGAAUAUGUUGAUGGACUGAUUUGACAUAAGUUAAACUUCUCUGUGAUUUGAAUAUGUAAACAAUUCAGUCAUUUUUUUCCAUUGUCCUUUGCUGAAUUCAUCCUGUAAAUAUGGAAACCAUUGUGUCUGGAAAUUGUGCUAGACUGUUUUGUAUUGUAUUGUUUUAUAAAAAAAAAAUGAAACACACUGUUUAUAAAGCAUGCUAUAUUAUCUGCUAUGAUGAUGUCUCGUCCCCUGUCCCAUUUUUAUAGCAGUUAUCUGGUCUCUCAACCCUUAUGGUGGCAGUCUGAGAUGCUGAUUGAGAGUCUAAAUGACACCUGUGACCCUGUCACUGUGAGAUUUUGUUUUGCAGAUUUUAUUUUUGGUCUGUUUUCCCAGGAUUUUGUCCUGCCCUAGUUCAUUUUAAUACGACGUACUGCAUACACUGUAUGAGGAGGGUUAUUAUUGUUCAUUUUCUAUGCAUUCAUCAAAACACAAGUUACAAAAAUAAUAAAAUUUUGUGAGCAGAAAAAAAA